UCCUGAGCAUCCUACAACGCCUCCAUGAGCUUCCCACUUAUCGAUUCCCAAAUUGAGAAAUUGCAAGCGAACAAGAAGAAAUGGGUCAACACAUCGUUUGCAGACAAAGUGCAGAUGCUGAAAAAGAGCAAAGAGCUUUUGCAUGAACAUGGUUUGGAGUGGGCAAAAGCUGCUAUGAAGGCCAAGGGUUAUGUGGAUGAUCACCAUGACUACGAACAUCUACUCGGCGAAGAGAUUUUCGGUAUGGCUCAAGCACAGGGCAAGUCAUUGAAUUACUACAUCGCCACUUUUGAACCUCUGGCCAAACAACAGGCUAGCAAGAAGCCAUAUUCAGUGCCUGGCGCGUAUGGAGGUAUGACCGAGAGUAUCGACGGUAAAAGUACCGUGUGCAAGGUGUUCCCGUCCAACAUAACUGAGAAGGUGGUGUAUGGUGUGCUAUCUGGGGAGCUUUGGGUAGAGCAUGUAGACCUGAAAGCAGGUCAGAAGCCCAAGCAAGGUUCUAGAGCCCUCGAUCGAGACUACUCUGGGGAUGUUGCCUUAGUACUUGGUGCAGGUAAUCAAACUGCGAUCCAAACCGGUGAUGUUUUAUACUAUCUUUUCAACAUGCAAGAUGUGGUGCUCCUCAAAUGGAACCCCGUGAACGACUACGGUCACAAGUUCUUUGAGAUGGUGUAUGCACCUUUCAUCGAAGCUGGCGUGGUUUGCAGUAUUACGGGUGGAGUGGACGUGGGCAAGUACCUCACUUCACACCCGAGUUUGAAUAAGAUGCACAUGACUGGCUCUGGUGCGACGCACGACCAGAUUGUGUGGGGUCCCGGUGAUGCAGAGACCAUCAAGAGAAAUAAGCAGGCUGGCAAGAAAUCGUGCGAUAAGGAAUUCUGUUCGGAAUUGGGCUGUGUGAGUCCCGUCCUGGUUACUCCCGGGGAGUGGAGCAAGGCUGAGAUGGACAAUCAAGUCCAGCACCUGGCAGGAACAGUCGCGCACAACAACUCCUUCAACUGUGUGGCGUCUAAGGUAUUUGUGGUGGACAGUAAGUGGGCGCAGAAAGAGGAGUUCCUUGCUGGCCUUAAGAAAGCUCUAGCGAGUGCGCCUACGCGCAACCCAUACUACCCCAACUCGCACAAGCGUCACGCAGAAAUUGUGGACCACUACGGUAACCGAGCAGCGGUAGUAGGUCAAACCAAGAAAAGUGCAGAUCAUCUAGAAACCACUCUAGUAGCUAAUCUCAAGAGUAGUGCGGUUGCCCAGGACGAAAAAGCCCUUGUGUGGGAAUCAUGGACACCUUUCGCGGCGGUUCUGGAGAUGGACCAGACCGACGGCAGUGUGAAGGAUUUCCUAAACCAAUCUGUGGCAUUCUGCAACGAGCGCUUGUAUGGCACGCUUGGUGCGACAAUAGUCAUCGACCCCAAGUCUGAGGCGGAUAAUAAGCAAGUCUUUGAGAAGGGUAUUGCGAAUCUCAAUUACGGUACAGUCGCGGUGAAUGCCUGGACUGGAAUCGUCUUUAUCACUCCGAACAUGGUGUGGGGUGGAGCACCCGGAGCGACAGCAGAGGAUGUGCAGAGUGGUGUUGGAUGGGUGCACAAUUCAAUGCUGUACGACGAGGUCCACAAGAGUGUCUUCCGCGCUCCCUUCCGUAUGCCUUUGGGACUCAAAUUGCCCUGGAACCCGACUGUAGAGAAUCUACGUGCCUACGCGCAGGUGGGUGCAGAUGUGGAGACGCAGGGUGGUGUGGUGAACAUGCUCAAAUUCUUGAAGCAAACCGUGAGUUCGUGUACUUGAGGUAUUUGUGAAAUAGGGCUAUCCGGCUGAUGGCACGCGCGCAUGCGUAGAUAAAAAUAAAUAUAAUAAUCAAGUUAG
This is a messenger RNA of Sphaeroforma arctica JP610, 1857 nucleotides long. RefSeq lists its product as hypothetical. Gene Ontology annotation, molecular function: oxidoreductase activity, acting on the aldehyde or oxo group of donors, NAD or NADP as acceptor. Bases 25 to 1779 code for a protein of 584 amino acids. The transcript has 2 exons. Lineage: Eukaryota; Ichthyosporea; Ichthyophonida. The record is from RefSeq and is a predicted model, not a curated record.